AUGAGUGAAUACGACAAAUACUCCACCCCAUUAUCCUCCAGAUAUGCCUCUGCUGAGAUGUCCCAGAUCUUCUCCCUCAGGAAUAGAUUUUCUACCUGGAGAAAAUUGUGGUUGAACUUGGCCAUUGCUGAAAAGGAAGUUGGGCUUGAUGUCAUCACUGACGAAGCCAUUGAACAGAUGAAGAAGCACCUCGAAAUCACCGACGAGGAGAUCGAGGCUGCCUCCAAGGAGGAAGCCAUCGUCAGACACGAUGUCAUGGCUCACGUCCACGUUUUUGGUAAGACUUGUCCUGAAGCUGCUCCUAUAAUCCACUUGGGUGCAACUUCUUGUUACGUUACUGACAACGCUGACUUGAUCUUCUUGAGAGACGCGUACGACGUGAUCAUCCCCAAGUUGGUCAAUGUCAUCGACAGAUUGAGCAAGUUCGCCUUGGAGUACAAGGACUUGCCAGUGUUGGGAUGGACCCACUUCCAGCCAGCCCAAUUGACCACUGUUGGUAAGAGAGCCACCUUGUGGAUCCAGGAAUUGUUGUGGGACUUGAGAAACUUCGUUAGAGCCAGAAACGACCUUGGUUUGAGAGGUGUCAAGGGUACUACCGGUACUCAAGGUUCCUUCUUGUCCUUGUUCCACGGUGACCACGACAAGGUCGAGGCUUUGGACAAGAGAGUGGUUGAAUUGCUUGGAUUCGAACACGUCUACCCUGUCACUGGCCAAACCUACUCCAGAAAGAUCGAUAUCGACGUCUUGUCCCCAUUGGCCUCCUUGGGUGCCACUGCCCACAAGUUCGCUACUGACAUCAGAUUGUUGGCCAACUUGAAGGAAGUGGAAGAACCAUUUGAAAAGUCUCAAAUCGGAUCCUCUGCCAUGGCCUACAAGAGAAACCCAAUGAGAUGUGAAAGAGUGUGUUCUUUGUCCAGACACUUGGGUGGUUUGUUGAGCGAUGCCAUCCAAACUGCUUCCGUGCAAUGGUUCGAGAGAACCUUGGAUGACUCUGCCAUCAGAAGAAUCUCCAUUCCAUCGGCAUUCUUGACUGCCGACAUCUUGUUGAGCACCUUGUUGAACAUCACCAGUGGAUUGGUUGUGUAUCCAAAGGUUAUUGAAAGAAGAAUUGCUUCCGAAUUGCCAUUCAUGGCCACCGAAAACAUCAUCAUGGCUAUGGUCGAGAAGGGUGGUUCCAGACAAGAUUGUCACGAAGAGAUCAGAGUGUUGUCUCACCAAGCCAGUGCUGUUGUCAAGCAAGAAGGUGGUGAUAACGAUUUGAUUGAAAGAGUCAAGAACACCGAGUACUUCAGACCAAUCUGGAACGACUUGGACAAGUUGUUGGAUCCAUCCACCUUCGUUGGCAGAGCUCCUCAACAAACUGAGAAGUUCGUCAACAACGAUGUUGCUAAGGCUUUGGAGCCAUUCAAGGAGCACAUCCACCGUGAAAACGUUUCAUUGAGUGUUUAG
This is a messenger RNA of Suhomyces tanzawaensis NRRL Y-17324, 1449 nucleotides long. RefSeq names its product adenylosuccinase (gene ADE13). Gene Ontology annotation, biological process: 'de novo' AMP biosynthetic process. NCBI's taxonomy places the organism in Eukaryota, Fungi, Ascomycota, Pichiomycetes, Serinales, Debaryomycetaceae. The transcript has a single exon. Gene Ontology annotation, molecular function: N6-(1,2-dicarboxyethyl)AMP AMP-lyase (fumarate-forming) activity; (S)-2-(5-amino-1-(5-phospho-D-ribosyl)imidazole-4-carboxamido) succinate lyase (fumarate-forming) activity. The record is from RefSeq and is a predicted model, not a curated record. Gene Ontology annotation, cellular component: cytosol. Bases 1 to 1449 code for a protein of 482 amino acids.